Molecule: messenger RNA, 1917 nt
Organism: Neoarthrinium moseri
Lineage: Eukaryota; Fungi; Ascomycota; Sordariomycetes; Amphisphaeriales; Apiosporaceae
Exons: 4
Coding region: 1-1917 (638 amino acids)
Biological process (GO): carbohydrate metabolic process
Source: RefSeq, a predicted model, not a curated record
AUGUACGCUCCAAGAUCGCGAGAUGUUGAGCCUCGAUUCAUUCUCACUCUCGACAACCUGUCGUCAACCUCUUAUAAUGGGACUGUCUACCUUGAUGGAAACGGCGCUCAGGCAGUCCUAGACUUUGGACGCGAGGUUGGUGGUAUUACUUCCCUAAGCUACGCCAUCAAUGGCACAGGGCAAUUGGGUUUGGCAUGGAGCGAAUCUAAGAACUAUAUUGGGAAGAUGUCAGACAGUUCAAACGGACUGAACGGAUAUGAUCACCCUGACGGGCAUCUGAUCGUCAACUUUACGAGCAGUAGCUCUGGAUUCUAUGAGGUGCCAUUGGAACAGAUGCGGGGCGGUUUCAGGUAUCUGACACUCUUUCUUCUGACCACCGACGAUGCUGCAAUCGAAAUAAACGACAUCAACCUCGAGAUAAGCUUCCAGCCCACUUGGGCGAAUCUCCAGGCUUAUCAGGGGUAUUUCUACUCUAGCGACGACAUGCUCAAUAAGAUCUGGUACAGCGGAGCCUAUACCCUCCAGACGAAUAGCGUGCCCGUGAACACCGGCCGGCGCGUCCCUUUUGUAACUUCUGGAUGGGCCAAUGACGGGAUUCUUGGAAAUGGAAGCACCAUAAUCGUCGAUGGCGCAAAGAGAGAUCGCGCCGUGUGGCCGGGCGACAUGGGGAUUGCUGUCCCAGCGGCAUUUUACAGCCUAGGCGAGCUGGAUAGUGUUAAGAAUGCGUUACAAGUCAUGUAUGACUUCCAGAACAGUGACGGCUCUUUGCCAGAAGCCGGCCCACCUUUGUUACAACAAGGCAGCGACACCUACCAUAUGUGGACUAUGAUUGGGACAUGGACGUAUGUCCUGUACAGUAACGACACGGGCUUCCUAAGCAACAAUUGGGGCCGUUACACAGCCGCGAUGAAUAAUGUCUACGGGAAAGUACUAGACUCAGGUUUGCUGAACGUAACCGGAACGAGGGACUGGGCAAGAUGGCAGCAAGGCUGGAACAACAGUGAAGCGAAUAUGCUGCUUUACAAAACGCUCUCUACAGGCGCGGAACUCGCAAACCUAAUGAAUGAGGCCGAGCUGAGCUCUUCGUACGAGAACCGCGCUCGGAGAUUGAAGACUGCCAUCAACAAGCAUCUGUGGGAUUUGGACCAUGGCGCCUUCAAGGACAACGCUACAGAGACGAUGCUUCACCCACAAGAUGCCAAUUCUCUGGCCAUAUUAUUUAACGUAACCGACUCUGAGCAAGAUCAAGCUAUCUCAGAGCAAUUGACUGGCAACUGGAACGCCAUUGGUGCGGUAUCACCGGAGCUCCCCGGCCAGAUUUCUCCCUUCAUCUCGUCCUUCGAGAUCCAGGCGCACUUCCUCGCGGGCCAGGCCCCGCGAGCCCUGGAUCUCAUCCGCCGGAGCUGGGGAUGGUAUCUCAAUCAUGAGAAUGGAACGCAGUCAACCGUAAUCGAGGGGUACCUGGCAAACGGCACGUUUGGAUACCGCUGGAACCGUGGCUACUACAAUGACCCGUCGUAUACCAGUCACGCGCAUGGCUGGAGUGCGGGUCCGACAUCCGCCCUGACCAACUUCGUGCUGGGGCUCACAGUUACUGGACUUGCAGGAUCGGAAUGGACUUUGAUGCCGCAGUUUGGAAAUCUCACCUUCGCGGAGGGAGGCUUUUCGACGAGCUUGGGCAAGUUUCAGGCGGCCUGGGGUACUGCGCAAGGCAAUGACGGCUAUAACGUCACCGUAAGUACGCCCGAGGGAACUUCGGGUACUGUGCUGCUACCACUAUUAAACAAUACAACCGAGGCCAGAGUCAUGUUCGAUGGAGAGGCUUCGACGUGGACUGCAGGGACUGUGGGCAAGCUAAGAGGAUACGUGAAAGGCGUAGGAGGAGGAAACCACACAUUCAUAGUCUGCAGCCCCUAG